This is a messenger RNA of Bufo bufo (common toad), 915 nucleotides long. RefSeq names its product olfactory receptor 10A4-like. The coding region runs from base 28 to 915 and encodes 295 amino acids. The transcript has a single exon. The record is from RefSeq and is a predicted model, not a curated record. Lineage: Eukaryota; Metazoa; Chordata; Amphibia; Anura; Bufonidae. Gene Ontology annotation, molecular function: G protein-coupled receptor activity; olfactory receptor activity. Gene Ontology annotation, cellular component: membrane. Gene Ontology annotation, biological process: G protein-coupled receptor signaling pathway.
UGCAGUACAGUUCAAGACAUACUUUUGAUGGGAUUACAAAUUGACAGCAGUCUUAAAAUCCCUUCCUUUCUACUAUUUCUGAUACUCUACAGCGUGACAUUAUAUGGGAACAUCACGAUCGCCACACUGGUGUCCAUAUCUCCUAAUCUCCAAUGCCCAAUGUUCUUCUUCCUGGGACAUCUUUCUAUUUCAGACAUCAUGUUCACUACCAAUAUUGUUCCUAUGAUGUUACAUGCCAUCAUGAAUAAAGGGGGCACCAUAUCUCUUCUCGGGUGCCUUGUUCAGCUCCAAUUCUUUGGUAUUUGUCUAGCUGCACAAUGUCUUCUCCUUGCUGUUAUGUCUUAUGACAGAUACGUGGCCAUCUGUAAUCCCUUACAUUAUGUCUAUAUCAUGGGCAUCCAUCGCUGUGUUCAGCUUGCUGCCACAUGUUGGUUCUUAGGCUUUGCCAUCUCAUUGGUGACUGUCAUCAUGACAAGUAAGCAAGAUUUCUGUGGGCCUCGCAUCAUUGACCAUUUUUUCUGUGAUUUAGUUCCUCUUCUUAAGCUUUCUUGCUCGGACACAUCGCCAGUGAUACUGGAAAAUAUAUUGUUGGCUACUCCCUUAACGCUGUGUCCUCUUGUUUUUAUCUCAGUGACCUAUGUCUACAUCUUCACCACCAUUCUCAAAAUCCCCUCCACAUCUGGAAGACAAAAAACUUUCUCCACCUGCAGCUCUCAUUUGACUGUCGUAGGGAUCUUUUAUGGGACAUUGGUUUCUCUGUAUGUAGUUCCAUCUGAUGGACACUCCUUGAACGCUAACAAAGUCCUGUCUCUACUGUACACUUUUGUCACCCCACUGUUGAACCCUAUCAUAUACAGUUUGAGGAACAAGGAGAUAAAGUUGGCCAUCAAAAGAUAUGUCUUGAAAAUAAAGUAA